UGACUGACAGCGAUUUCUAUGGAUAAACUUCUAUUAAUGUGGGAUUUUUAUAAAGCUGCCAAACACAGGUUCGUCUUUGAAAAGGUUCAACCAUCCUAUCGACUGUCAUGGACAACGUGAAACCACGCAGCAAUGAUGAGGAUGAAGAUCUACUCUCCACAGACCCAGAGAGUAAAGAGAAGAGCAAGGAUAAAAAGAUCCUGUGCAAAGUAAAAUGGUCCCGAGAUGAGGAUGAAAAGCUGAAAAAACUUGUAGAGCAGCAUGGAACAGACUCCUGGAAAUUAAUCGCUAACUUUUUUCCAGGGAGGACAGAUGGCCAGUGUCAGCACCGCUGGCAGAAGGUGCUCAACCCUGAGCUGGUGAAAGGACCCUGGACAAAAGAAGAGGAUCAAAAGGUUAUUGACCUGGUACACAAAUAUGGCCCCAAGCGAUGGUCCGUGAUUGCCAAGCACCUUCAGGGGAGGAUUGGAAAGCAGUGCCGUGAACGGUGGCACAACCACCUUAACCCAGAGGUGAAGAAGUCUUCAUGGACUCAGGAAGAGGACCGAAUCAUCUACGAGGCCCACAAACGGCUUGGCAACCGCUGGGCAGAGAUCUCCAAGCUUCUUCCUGGACGGACGGACAACUCCAUCAAGAACCACUGGAACUCCACCAUGAGGAGGAAGGUGGAGCAUGAGGGAUACCUGCAAGACGGCUGCAAGAGUUUCACUUCUUCUCACGCUGGAGUGAAGAGACGCCACCACAGGCCGUGUCCUCCGACUCCAACAGAGCCACAGCACUGUGAUCACAGUCCCCUGCCUAUAUUGGGACCAAACCAGAUGGGAGGAUAUCCUUAUGAUCCUCAGAAUGGGCACCUGAUGGACAGUCUUCCCAAUAGUUCAGACUUCAUACUGAGUCUGGAGCAGUACUCCGCCUGGUCCGACAGCGUGUCAGAUGACACACUGACCACAAGUAGCAGCAGCCUAGAGGACCAGGCAGAGAAAAGGUCCUGGAGGGGCCCUGACAUCCCCCAGGGACCUCCACCACAGCUUCAUGUCUCUCCCAGCAAGUUCCUGGCUAUAGAGGCCAGCACUGUGCUCUCUACUCUGCAGACCAUACCAGAGUUUGCAGAGACCAUGGAGCUCAUUGACUCAAUGUGUUUGGCUCUGCAGGACCCUGUUGUAUGGAGCGACAUGGCCAGUUUCGACUUGUCAGAGACAGCGACACCACCAAGACACAACCAGGCAGGCUACACCAGUCUCCUGCAAGAGAGAACGAUUGACAAUUCAAUGGGCUACACAGUCAACUUUCCGACUGCCAUUUCUGGUGGUGACAAGAACUGUGCUCCAUUUGGUCUGGGCAGUGUCACCUCCCUGACUCCUAUCAACUCAUCCAAACCUUCCCAGGCAUCCAUUGGGAGGAAGAGGAGAAGAGAGAGGGGGGAACCGUCUCCUUUGUGUGACAGAACCUGCUCCUCUUUCUUGGAAAAUAUCUCAAAUUCUCCCAAGAAAACGCCAACAAAAUCACUGCCGUUCACCCCGUCACGAUUCUGCAACAUAUCAGGGGCGGAGCAUCUGAGUCUGGAUAACCCCGCCCUCACAUCAACUCCUGUGUGUGGCCAAAGGUGUCUCCUCAGCACGCCGCUCCAAAAAGAGAGCACACCUAAGCACCAGAAAGAGAAUGAUGGUUCGCGGACCCCCAAAUUCCGUAAAGCCGUCAUGAUUCCAACCCCGAGGACGCCGACGCCCUUCAAAAAUGCUUUGGCUGCCCAGGAGAAAAUGCAUGGGCCACUGAAGAUGGAGCCACAGCCACUGGCAUAUCUAGAGGAAGACAUCCGAGAAGUUCUGAAGCAGGAGACUGGAGCAGACAUCUUUAACAGAGCAGACGUCCAGCCAGACUACAGAGCGUGGAAACACAGUAUUGAUGGCCCAGCAAGAAAGGUGCGUAAGUCUCUUGUGCUGGACCCCUGGGGCAAAGACUGCCUAAAUGUCCAACUCUUCCAAGAGCAGCUCAACAAUGCACAAGUGCCAGAUGAAAGUCUGCUGACGAACUCUUCACUGAUCACCCCGAUCCCUGAGCAGGAGGAGUGCAGUCGCUCUUCGACUUCUGGCCGAGAGGAGCCCUCAUUAGUCCCUGUUCAUCCUCAUCGCUUUACUAGCCCCCGGAUGAAGAAGCUUCUUGCCUCCCACAAAGCACCAAAACACGCCACUGUCCAGGUGAGUGAGUGGGAAGCAGUGGUUUAUGGGAAGACAGAAGACCAGCUGAUCAUGACAGAACAGGCCCGUCAGUACCUGAACCCUUACCCGUCGUCUGGCUCUACCUCGAGGGCCCUUGUGCUUUAAAGCCGUCCCCUCACUGUGCAGGCAACACUACAACACCCGUCCGACAACUGACACCUCCACUGAAUCCUGUAAGAGACAAUCCAGUGAAGACAAAUGAUUUUAUUUUUCUGUUGAAGCAGAAAUGCACUGCCAAGGACGUCCACGAAAAGGCACGCCUGCUGGUAUUGUUUUCAACACAUUUCCAGGACACUGCCCAAGUAAUGUCACAAUACCAGAACUUUAAACUUUGAUACAAGAUUAGUAUAAAAAACAAAACACAAUACCUCUUUCGAUAACACGGCAAAAAGGAAAAAAGUCCUUUUUUUAAUUUAAACCUCCACAUAGUGCUGGUACAGAAAAAGUCAGUGAACACAGACCAACACAUUUGCAUUACUGUUAAUAGUAAUGGUUAAGGACUUCCGAUACUAUCAAACGUUUAAACACAUGGCAUCAAAAAAGUAUCCAUACUUUUGAUAACCUUGUGCCCAAGUAGUUUCUUAUUCAUAGGUUUGUUCUGCUUGUAUUUUCCUUCAAAUACUCACAACCUGGCAACAUAAACAGUUUUGUACAGAUAUGAAAAGGCUAGAUUUUUUUUCCUGCACUAGUCAGUAAUUUUGAAACAACCUGCACAUACAGGCUGUAGAAAUAGUGUUUAUAACUAGCAGUGGCUGCUUCUGAGUUUUAUAUUGUUAAUAUAUUGUUUAAAUGACAAGAAAGACAUUUUAUAAUGUAACGCUACUCAUUGUGUAUCUCCUCCAGCUUGUUUUUGCUAAACUGCCCCAUUGCUGUUAUCAGAUAAAAACCACAUACAUGCAAAAUGUGUAGCUUUUAUUGGGCACCCAUGCAUUCUUUUAAAUCACACCAUGGGUUUUUAACCAGACACAUACAGCACAGAAUAUAAUGUUAACAAACGCUUUGAUUAUCAGCGAGACAAAAAUUCGUUUUCGUGGUUUUUUGUGACAGCAGUGUUACGUUGCUGAAUGCCGAUCCAUGGUGAUGUGAAGUUUUUGAGGAUGGACAUAAGAAGCUGUCAGUAUUGCACUACUGAGUUGAUUUUGCUGCUGAGAAAGGAGCAGUGUUUUUAAGGGCAAACUGGAUAGCACUUGUGAUGGUAUCUUUUUUAACAACACAAUGUUUCCUUUCCAAGGCCAUAGUGUCCGUCGAGACAUCAGUUGAAUGUAUUUCGUUGCAAUGUACACGUGUAAGAACCUCAAAAAUGGAAGGGUACCUUAAUGUUUAUUUCUAUUUGUUUUAUUUAUUAUCUGACAGCUCUAAAGCCUAGAUAUUAAUAUAAAUCGGACACCAUGAGUUUUUAAGAGGUUUAACUUUGCUGACAAAACAGCCUAAAAACCCUCACUUGCUCUAAAGCAGUUCUCUCUGUCAUAGGGAAUGAAUGGUCACCAUUGCUUUGGUCAGUCGUUUCGGUGUGUCACGUUUCAUGCUGACCAGUUUUCAUAUCAGUGUUCCACAACAAGCAUUUGGUCGAGAAGGAUUUACUCUUUAUGUGAAGGCUGUAGGUUUUAUUUAUUUAAUGUCUACUAAUUUAUUUAUUUCUAAAAAGGAAAAAAAAACUUUUAAGAGAAAUUAUUGAAGAAUUUUAUUGUCUUUUCUCUUUCAAAGUCAGGAUUGGGCUACCAUUCAGUUUCAUUACUCCAAGUUAGAAGAACAUGCACUGCCACUAAUUUAAUAUGUUAAUUAUUCGUCCUGAUCAGGCAAGAUCUAGCAAAUAAUCAUUGUGUAGUUGUGUCUGUGAUCUUGUAACAUGUACAGUAGGUAGGACAAUUUUUAUCCCUUUGAUUCGAAUGUGCUCUUUGCUGUUAGAUAGCAGACUCCAUCUCCGACCUCUAAUCAUAGACAAAUUGCACUUUUUACUCAUCAUUUAAUUUUAAAAUGUUCAUUCUGAUGAUGUAGCUCUUGUCCUUAUUUUUAUUUGAUUUUUUUUUUGUGUGUGCGUGAGGGUAUGUGUGUGUGUUAGACUGUUGUCUGCUUGUUUUGUAAUGAAUGCUGACAUUAAGAUCUUGCUGCUUGAUUUAAACAUGUUCUUUUCUCCUGUUCUGCUGCAGAUGUGUGUUUAGAUACACUACAUUAAAGCCUUACAUCA
Messenger RNA from Chelmon rostratus (copperband butterflyfish), 4401 nucleotides. RefSeq names its product v-myb avian myeloblastosis viral oncogene homolog-like 1 (gene mybl1). Bases 108 to 2321 code for a protein of 737 amino acids. The transcript has 15 exons. The record is from RefSeq and is a predicted model, not a curated record. Gene Ontology annotation, biological process: regulation of DNA-templated transcription. Lineage: Eukaryota; Metazoa; Chordata; Actinopteri; Chaetodontiformes; Chaetodontidae. Gene Ontology annotation, molecular function: RNA polymerase II cis-regulatory region sequence-specific DNA binding; DNA-binding transcription factor activity, RNA polymerase II-specific. Gene Ontology annotation, cellular component: nucleus.